Molecule: messenger RNA, 987 nt
Organism: Diprion similis
Lineage: Eukaryota; Metazoa; Arthropoda; Insecta; Hymenoptera; Diprionidae
Exons: 3
Coding region: 26-931 (301 amino acids)
Molecular function (GO): acetyltransferase activity
Source: RefSeq, a predicted model, not a curated record
GCGUUUAAACAGUGUAAACGAAAAAAUGGAUCCUGUCGCAGCAGCCAAAGCCUUUGUCAAGGAUACACUGUCCGUAGAAUUUGUCCAGGACAAAUCUGACCUGCUGAACAAAAUCGUCAGAGCCUUCUUCGAGAAGGUACCGUUCCAGAACAUUUCUACGAGCAUUCUUCCCCCCGAGCAACGCUUUCCGACUGAGCAGGUGGUGAUAGAGAAUGGUAUCAGCUUGAAGGGCGGGCUGAACAUCCACAACAAUUGGUUCCUCAAAAUUUUGCUCGAAGCGCUCAGCUACAAGGUUGACUUCGUGGCGGCGAGCAUCGCACAUCCCCCAAAGUCCAACAACAAGAGGCCGAGACGCUUCGGAAAUCAUUGCGCCAUCUUGGUUCGAGACCUGGGGAAACUCGGCGAUCUUCACCUCGUCGAUGUCGGCUCUGGUUACCCCGUCUUCAAGGCUGUUCCCCUCGACCACCUUCCCUAUACGGCGACUGACGUCACUUUGACUUACAGAUUCAUCGAAGAAUGCGGACAAUGGCACAGCGAGCACAAGGAUGCGGACAGCGAUACGUGGACACGAUUCGCGACGUACGACAAGGUGGCGUUGCAGACGAGUCCUGCGGAAGCGUUCAAAGGCCCAGUCGAGGAGCUUUUUCAGGAGGAUUGGCUCGUCGCCGGCGUCACGGCCGUCCGCUACCCGCAGCCGGGGUCAUCGGCCAUCCCGGAUGUCCCGGACUUCAACAGGGACUACGACUACGUCCUCCGCGUAGUUGACGACAAGAUCACCUUCAGGAACAGCUCGGGAUACACGUGGGAAGAACCGGUACCGGAGGACCAACUCGUCCCCGUGUUUCAAACCUACUUCCCAACCGUGCCGAAGGAUCAGGUUCAACGAAAGGUUCAGAUCCUUUCGGAAGAGGCUGCUAAGCGCAAAUACUGAGUCGAGUCAAGAGCCGUCAUUCAAUUUUGAACACAUUUCGAUGAUGCUGCGUUGCG